AUGAAUAAAAAGAAGACACACAGAAGGUUCUUUAAUUAUAGAGAUAAGAUCAUGGCCCCUAGUUUUGAGAAAAACAACCCAUACAGUAAUUCAGAGGACAAAGAAAAUAUACAUCCCUAUAAUUUCACAUUUCAAAGACCAGGAGAGCUGGAGAUUGAUCCUGAUGUUAAUUUAAACUUAAGUGAAGUCUCGGACGACUCAAACAAGUAUAAAAGGAAACAAAAAUUUAAUAUUUCCAAACUUCCACUAACAACAAAAAAUUUAUUAAGACAGUCUAACAACUCAAAGCCAAAACUGCGGAAAUAAGCUUCGUAUUAAGUCAAUGAACACCUCAAUUAAAGCUUCUAUUGGAACUUCUAAUAUGACAACGCCACACGAUGCCUUAAACCCUUGGGAUGAGUCCCACAUCUACUUCAGCACAAGAAACACUAACAAAGGGGAGCUCAGCAAGAGGGAGAGCGAAGCAGGAGAGAAUAAAAACUCUGUUCGCACUUAUAUGGGAGAUGAUAAUUGAUUUAAGAAGAAGAAUAUGUCCAAAAAUCCUAUCUCAGAAGUCAAGCUGAGUGAAAGUUUUAACAUAGAGCCAGAGGGAUAUAUCAAUCUUGGGAGAUUUCAGAGGAAGAGAAAUGUAUCUAAAAAUAGCGAGUUUAGCUCCUUGAUCAGUUUGAAAAACUCUCGUAAUAUUGAAUAUAAGCCACUUGCUCAAAAGAACCGAUCAAUUGAUAGCCAUCAGACUGGGAAGGUAUUCUGUUCAACUGAAAGUACUCAAGGAGAUGUUUUUAAAAGGAAGUAUCUUCAGAGGAUGAAAUCAUUACAGAGACCUCAUAUUAUGUCAACCUUCCAGGCUAAAAAUGAACCUAAUACCCUUUAUGCUCCUGGCUCUAAGCAUUUUUUGAGCCUGAAUCAGAGAAUUGUCAUUGAAAAAGAUAACAAAAUUUUUAAAAACUGCAAAUUUAGUAGCAAUUCUAAGAGAAAAAUGCUACUUUGCAAUCAGAAAUGGAGAAAUCCUAUGAGGAUGAAGGAUGAGGCAAGAAAAGAGCCUAUUUUGAGCUUCCAUAACCGCAGGAGGAAUGAUAAAUGCAUUUCAAUACCAUUUAAACUCCAAAUUAAAAAAAGUCCUGAAAGGUCUGAGAUUGAAGAAAAGGAAACUCCUGAUUCAAGACCUACAGAAGAUUCUAAGCCGCACAAGAUAUUGUCAAGUAUCACUAAAUUACUUCCAAAGACAUCUAAUGAACAAGAGCUCAACUAUUGGUUAAGAUUGUACCAGAUCUUAAAGACACUGAUUUCUUCAGAAGGAUCAGCAGUUGGGUUUCAUCAUAAAUUGUUAAAGAAAAUGAUAGAAAAAUAUCCAAUAAUAUUCAAUGAAGCAAAUGACGAUUACGAAAUUGUUGAGAAAGCAAUGAGAUAUGCAAAUGAGAAAUUUUUAUUAGAAGCUAGAUUCAAAUUAACCAAGAGCAAAGAAAGAGGGUCUUCGCAUCAAAAAUUUUCACUAAACACCAGUUUGAACUCCUUAAACCCUCAUAAACCCACUUCUACCUUCGACUCACCAAUUCCCUCCUGAACGUCUAAUUCCACCUCCAAAAUGUCAAUUUCGCUCAAGCAUACCUUGCAAUCCCAAAGAAAAGAGAUGUUUUCAAAACUCAACUGUAUCGCUGGCAAUCCUCAAAACCCCAAAAAUGUGAAUAACUUCAAAACCCUAGCUGAAGCCAGUCGCAAGAAGGCCAGAUCCAGGCCAAGAGAGAUAAACGAUAAUUUGGGAUUUUCGUAG
Molecule: messenger RNA, 1768 nt
Organism: Moneuplotes crassus
Lineage: Eukaryota; Ciliophora; Spirotrichea; Euplotida; Euplotidae
Source: the annotation of a GenBank genome assembly